UUAUAUACACUUAUUAUUAUUAAUUAUCAAAAAUGCAAAUAUUAGUUAAAUUAGUUUCAAUUUUAUUUAUUUGCUAUAAUGUGUUGGCAUUUCAAGGCAGUGAUGAUGAGAUCACAGACCUCCCGGGUAUACCAAAAGGGGUUACAUUUAAGCAAUAUUCGGGUUAUUUGAAUGCUUCGAAGGGUCGACACUUGUUCUACUGGUUAGUCGAAAGUCAGACCGAUCCGGCCAAUGCACCGGUAGUUUUGUGGCUUAAUGGCGGUCCCGGUUGUAGUUCAAUGUUCGGUAUGCUUACCGAAAACGGACCCUUCCGUGUGAACAGUGACGGCAAAACACUGGAAAUACAUAACCAUUCGUGGAAUUCGGUGGCAAAUAUCAUCUAUUUGGAGGCACCGGUUAGUGUCGGGUUUAGUUACGAUGAAAACACUAAUAAACCAAAAAAUACCGACAACUCGACAGCUGUGGACAACUAUUUAGCUCUCGAAUCGUUUUUCUUGAAAUUUCCGCAUUUGAAGAAAAAUCCGUUUUAUAUAACCGGCGAAAGUUAUGCCGGUAUUUAUAUACCGAUGUUGGCUAAAGAAAUUUUUACCCGAAAGUCAACUAUCAAUUUGAAAGGUGUCGGCAUUGGUAACGGAUUGCUGUUAGAGACUCAAUCAAAACGCCAAAGAUCUCAAUCGGACUAUUAUUUCGAGUUAGGACACGGUUUGGUCACAACCUAUAGCUAUGAGGCACUCAUCGAAAACUGUUGCGACUGUCCGGCCGGUCAGCCUCAACACGUGUGCACACUUAGUCACGCGCCUAAUAAAACUAAAUGUGCUAGUACACAUGUGGAAUCGGUAGGUUACGGUCCCAAUCCGUACAAUAUUUAUGAUGUAUGCGCACCCGAUAUCAAUAUGCAACAAGUGUUCAACAAGUACUACCGUAAUGCAUACACCAAAACUAAGUCAAUGCCAGUCAAUUUUAACAUUGGCGCCAACAAAGCCGACUGUCCCAAGGAUGGUCACUAUGAGUUUAUGAAUACCGAUGCCGUACGUAAAGCAUUGCACGUUCGGGAAAAUUCGGGCACUUGGCGGGGAUGUGGCGGCAGUUAUUCAGAUUUUGGUACACCACAGGACCAUAAUUUGUUACAAUUGAUCAAUGAGUUUAAACUGGAGAGGACAGUCGUCUACAAUGGCAAUUGGGAUACUGUUUGCGAUUUCAUAAGUGAUCAACAAUUUGUUGAUGGACUCGGCUAUAAGCAAAUCGGAACAUAUAAAACGUGGUUUAGAGAGGAUGGCUUUGUUGGCGGUUUUGUUAAACAUUUUGAAAAAUCCCUGAGUUUUGUUGUAGUCCGCGGCGCCGGCCAUAUGGUUCCCGCUGACCAACCCGAAGCUGCACUACAUAUGUUUAAGUUUAUUAUUGGAAAAGGUCAACUAUAAUAAUUAUUAUUUUUAAUUUUAUAUAAUUAAAUUGAU
Oppia nitens is the source of this 1454-nucleotide messenger RNA. RefSeq names its product lysosomal protective protein-like. The record is from RefSeq and is a predicted model, not a curated record. Gene Ontology annotation, biological process: proteolysis. Lineage: Eukaryota; Metazoa; Arthropoda; Arachnida; Sarcoptiformes; Oppiidae. Gene Ontology annotation, molecular function: serine-type carboxypeptidase activity.